AUGACGGCCUCACACCUGGACUUUGGGGAAGUGGAAACUUUCCUGGACAGACACCCAGAGUUAUUUGAAGAUUACCUGAUGCGGAAGGGGAAGCAGGAGAUGGUGGAGAAGUGGCUGCAGAGACACAGUGAGAGUCAGGGGGCUGUAGGCCCGAGGCCCGCAGUGGCCAGCACCAACAGCUUGGCUCACAGCGGUGGCAGACGCAGCGGCAGUGUUGGUGUUGGCCCUGGACCAAAUAGCUCUGCCAACAGCCAGCCCACUCUGGGCGGCGGGGACUGUGGUGGGGUUCCCCUGAGUCCCAGCUGGGCCAGUGGCAGCGGGGGCGAUGGGAGCCUGCAGCGGAGAGCUUCUCAGAAAGAGCUAAGGAAGAGUUUUGCUCGCUCCAAGGCCAUCCACGUGAACAGGACCUACGAUGAACAGGUGACCUCCCGGGCCCAGGAGCCCCUGAGCAGUGUGCGGCGGAGGGCACUUCUCCGGAAGGCCAGCUCCCUGCCCCCCACCACAGCCCACAUUCUCAGUGCCCUGCUGGAAUCCAGGGUGAAUCUGCCUCAGUACCCCCCUACGGCCAUGGACUACAAGUGCCACCUCAAAAAGCAUAAUGAGCGUCAGUUCUUCCUGGAACUGGUCAAGGAUAUCUCCAAUGACCUUGACCUUACCAGCCUGAGCUACAAGAUCCUCAUCUUUGUCUGCCUCAUGGUGGACGCUGACCGCUGCUCUCUCUUCCUGGUGGAAGGGGCAGCUGCUGGCAAGAAGAGCUUGGUCUCCAAAUUCUUUGAUGUGCAUGCAGGAACCCCACUGCUGCCCUGCAGCAGCACAGAGAACUCAAACGAAGUGCAGGUCCCCUGGGGCAAAGGCAUUAUUGGCUAUGUCGGGGAGCAUGGAGAAACGGUCAACAUUCCUGAUGCCUACCAGGAUCGAAGAUUCAAUGAUGAAAUUGAUAAACUAACUGGAUACAAGACAAAAUCACUCUUGUGCAUGCCUAUCCGAAGCAGCGAUGGUGAGAUUAUUGGUGUGGCCCAGGCGAUAAAUAAGAUUCCUGAAGGUGCUCCAUUUACAGAAGAUGAUGAAAAAGUUAUGCAGAUGUAUCUUCCAUUUUGUGGAAUUGCCAUAUCUAAUGCUCAGCUAUUUGCUGCCUCAAGGAAAGAGUAUGAAAGAAGCAGGGCUUUGCUAGAGGUUGUUAAUGACCUAUUUGAAGAACAGACUGACCUGGAGAAAAUUGUCAAGAAAAUAAUGCAUCGGGCCCAAACUCUGUUGAAAUGUGAACGCUGUUCUGUUUUACUCCUGGAGGACAUUGAAUCACCAGUGGUGAAGUUUACCAAAUCCUUUGAACUGAUGUCCCCAAAGUGCAGCGCUGAUGCUGAGAACAGUUUCAAAGAGAGCAUGGAGAAAUCCUCAUAUUCCGACUGGCUUAUAAAUAACAGUGUUGCUGAGCUAGUGGCUUCCACAGGCCUCCCGGUGAACAUCAGCGAUGCCUACCAGGAUCCUCGCUUUGAUGCCGAGGCUGACCAGAUAUCUGGUUUUCACAUAAGAUCUGUUCUCUGUGUCCCUAUUUGGAAUAGCAACCACCAAAUAAUUGGAGUGGCUCAGGUGUUAAAUAGACUUGAUGGGAAAGCUUUUGAUGACGCAGAUCAACGACUUUUUGAGGCUUUUGUCAUCUUCUGUGGCCUUGGCAUCAACAACACAAUUAUGUAUGAUCAAGUGAAGAAGUCCUGGGCCAAACAGUCUGUGGCUCUUGAUGUGCUGUCAUACCAUGCAACAUGUUCAAAAGCUGAAGUUGACAAGUUUAAGGCAGCCAACAUCCCUCUGGUGUCAGAACUUGCCAUCGAUGACAUACAUUUUGAUGACUUUUCUCUUGAUGUUGACGCCAUGAUCACAGCUGCCCUGCGGAUGUUCAUGGAGCUGGGGAUGGUACAGAAAUUUAAAAUUGACUAUGAGACACUAUGUAGGUGGCUCUUGACAGUGAGGAAAAAUUAUCGAAUGGUUCUGUACCACAACUGGAGACACGCCUUCAAUGUGUGCCAGCUGAUGUUUGCAAUGUUAACAACCGCAGGGUUUCAAGAGAUUCUGACCGAGGUGGAAAUUUUAGCAGUGAUUGUGGGAUGCCUGUGUCAUGACCUCGACCACAGGGGAACCAACAAUGCCUUCCAAGCUAAGAGCGGCUCUGCCCUGGCCCAACUGUAUGGAACUUCUGCUACCCUGGAGCAUCACCAUUUUAACCAUGCUGUGAUGAUCCUUCAAAGUGAGGGUCACAACAUCUUUGCUAAUUUGUCCUCCAAGGAAUAUAGUGACCUUAUGCAGCUUUUGAAGCAGUCAAUAUUAGCAACAGACCUCACGCUGUACUUUGAGAGGAGAACUGAAUUCUUUGAACUUGUCAGUAAAGGAGAAUAUGAUUGGAACAUCAAAAACCAUCGUGAUAUAUUUCGAUCAAUGUUAAUGACAGCCUGUGACCUUGGAGCCGUGACCAAACCAUGGGAGAUCUCGAGACAGGUGGCUGAACUUGUAACCAGUGAGUUCUUUGAACAAGGAGAUCGGGAGAGAUCAGAACUCAAACUCACUCCUUCAGCUAUCUUUGACCGGAACCGGAAAGAUGAACUGCCUCGGUUACAAUUGGAGUGGAUUGAUAGCAUCUGUAUGCCUUUGUAUCAGGCGUUGGUGAAGGUCAACGUGAAACUGAAGCCCAUGCUGGACUCGGUGGCAGCGAACAGAAGUAAGUGGGAAGAGCUGCACCAGAAAAGGCUGCUGGUGCCAGCCGCCUCACCCUCGUCUGCCAGCCUCGUGGCCGCUGGGGAAGACAGGAACUAA
Puma concolor (puma) is the source of this 2802-nucleotide messenger RNA. RefSeq names its product phosphodiesterase 11A (gene PDE11A). Lineage: Eukaryota; Metazoa; Chordata; Mammalia; Carnivora; Felidae. Gene Ontology annotation, biological process: signal transduction. Gene Ontology annotation, molecular function: protein binding; 3',5'-cyclic-nucleotide phosphodiesterase activity. The record is from RefSeq and is a predicted model, not a curated record.